This is a messenger RNA of Neurospora hispaniola, 387 nucleotides long. RefSeq lists its product as uncharacterized. Bases 1 to 387 code for a protein of 128 amino acids. Lineage: Eukaryota; Fungi; Ascomycota; Sordariomycetes; Sordariales; Sordariaceae. The transcript is spliced from 3 exons. The record is from RefSeq and is a predicted model, not a curated record.
AUGGAACCUGACAAAUCCAUCUGCAAAGGACGACCGAAUAAGCAAACCAUUGGCAUCCAGGUUUGUCGGGCAUACGAGCAGCAGUCUGACACUGACACACAUGCGGUCUGUCUGUCAGCCACCACGCUCCGUCCUCCGACUCCGUCCUCCGACUCCGAACAGUCUGAGUCAUGCGCCGAACGCCUAGCGUACUCGUUCCUGGCGCUAACCAACACCCAUCACCGACGACCCAGUUUCGAUGAACCACGGACCCACACCCUCGAAAUGAAUGGCUUCGGUGGUGAUCGGAAAUACGUUGUACAACCACCCAUCAUCCCUGAUUCGAUGACGAGGGAGGACGGACUCGACCUGCCUGGUCCACGAACGUUCAAACAAGCUAUUGCCUAA